UAUGCCGAGUGUUCUUGAGUUCGCUUUGCACUCUGGGAGGUUUGUCCUCUUUAGAUGUCAUUGUACAUUCUACUAUUUGUAAAGUAAUAGAAAAUCAGUAUGACUGGAUCCACAGCGGAUGAAAAGCUCCGCUUUGAGCAGUUAACAAAGCUUCGGCGGCAAUGGCUUAAAGAUCAGGAACUCAGUCCUCGAGAGCCUGUCACUGCACCCAAAACACCCGGCCGCAUCGAGCGAUUCUGGGGUGGAUUUCUGGAGCCCAAGACACUCUGGAGACUUUACACAUUUAAAGCCUAUAAUGCCAGUGUUUUUGCCAUCACGCGGAUUCUGAUCCCGGCGUGGGUCGUGCAUUACUAUAUGAAGUACCAUGUCGAGAAAAAGCCAUAUGGAAUUGUUGAGCUAAAACCCAGACUGUUUCCUGGAGACACCAUUUUGGAAACAGGAGAAGUGGUCCCAAAUCUUCCUGAAGCAGAGAGUCACGGUCAUCAUUAAAGAUGCCAGUUUAUAUUCAGUAUAAACAUCCUGUCUGCACUGGUUGUAAAAUUAACAUGUUUGAGUGUAUACUAUGUCAAUAAAAUGUAUUAUACA
Messenger RNA from Rhinichthys klamathensis goyatoka, 585 nucleotides. It is a transcript of the gene ndufb6, whose product is annotated as NADH:ubiquinone oxidoreductase subunit B. The transcript is spliced from 4 exons. Gene Ontology annotation, biological process: mitochondrial ATP synthesis coupled electron transport; mitochondrial electron transport, NADH to ubiquinone. Lineage: Eukaryota; Metazoa; Chordata; Actinopteri; Cypriniformes; Leuciscidae. The record is from RefSeq and is a predicted model, not a curated record. The coding region runs from base 100 to 489 and encodes 129 amino acids.